AUGUGACGCACGAGUCAAGUGUUCCUUUUGACUUCGAAGAGGAAUUGAGGGGAAGGUCAGCUAAACAGGAACAUAUAUGUUCAUAUGUCCCACGUGGCGGGUGCCUGUAUGUUCUGCCCAGUGGUUACAACCUGACCGACGCCCUUCUUCUUUCAAGAAGUCAGAUUGUCAUGUCAGCCGCGGCACAACGGGGGACGCUGGCACCACUUCCGGAAUAUCACCGCCGCGGGUUGAUUUUACUGGCAUAUCGGAAAACUCGCCCAGACCCCAGGCAACGAAGUACACGACCGCAAGAUGCCGAUAUUACCGAUCUACCGGACCUUUCUCUUGGGCUGGAUGCCCCUUGCGCAGGUGCUAGCGGAUUUGCCCGGAUUGAGGAGCUCGAUAGACUAGCAGCGUCACAAGAGCAAGCGGCAGAGGCUGCUAGUGCUACUGGGGAUGGAGAAGAGCAAGGGGCUGAGAGAGCUCGCAAUCCUUUCCCCAUUCUCAUUUAUAAUCUCCUGCUAGCAGAUAUGAUGGAGGCUGUUGCCUACGCACUCAGUAUAUCCUGGGUCUCAGCUGACGGCAUCUUUGCACCUUCGUCAGUCUGCUGGGCUCAGGGCUGGCUGGGGUCGACCAGUAACUUAGCAGCAAGCCUGUUUCUAGCGGUCAUUUCGAUCAACACCUUUUUGACAGUGGGCUUGGGUUACAAGCCACCACCAUGGACCAUUUAUACUUCGAUAGGGUUUCUCUGGAUAUUCGACUUUGGUAUCAAUGGAGCAGGCGUAAUAUUUUCGGAGAUCCACCCAGCAGUUCCUCAGGAGUCUUUUUUCAUGCGGGCCAAUGUCUGCGAAGCUUCCGAAUCAGGGUUCGAACCCGGUCAUAGCCUGGAAGUUCGACGGCCCUCAGGCUACCACCCGGCCUUUCUUGCAUACCCUUUCGUAUACGUCGCAUGCAGCACACCUUUAAUCAUCGGCCGCAUUGCUUCUCUACUGGGAAUUGACCUUGGAAUAUUAUAUUUUGCCUUCGCCGGGUCCAUCUUGGCUGCAAACGGGCUCUUCAACUCAAUAUUAUGGAUAACAACCAUUGUGUUUAGCGAGCCACAAGACGCACAUAAUACAGGCUUGGAUCAGUUCGCCUUUGUCAGAACACCAAUACGAGAUUAUGGACACACUGUAAUCAUUAGCGGCCCUGUUAGUAGAAGAGUGCCUGAGCCAAGUAUCGUUCCUAGCAGCGGUCGCAAGGAAUGGUGGUGGUGGAAACAUGGUGGGCAGAGAGGCUGGGGAAGAUCGUACGCCAACAUGCACGAGACACCUAGGGUGAGCGCGGUUGAAGUGCACGAUCGUACAUUACCAGUCAUUGUGGAAGGUCCGUAUAUCCAGAUGGAUAUCGUCACAGCCGUUACCAUUGAGCAAGCGGAGAUCCAACCGAUACCCCUGGGCAGGCAUCAAGAAACCUACCCACCAAAAUAG
Colletotrichum acutatum is the source of this 1451-nucleotide messenger RNA. RefSeq lists its product as uncharacterized. The transcript is spliced from 3 exons. Lineage: Eukaryota; Fungi; Ascomycota; Sordariomycetes; Glomerellales; Glomerellaceae. Bases 171 to 1451 code for a protein of 426 amino acids. Gene Ontology annotation, cellular component: plasma membrane. The record is from RefSeq and is a predicted model, not a curated record. Gene Ontology annotation, biological process: adenylate cyclase-activating G protein-coupled receptor signaling pathway. Gene Ontology annotation, molecular function: G protein-coupled receptor activity.